AUGUGCGCGCAAGAUGCUUUUCAGACACAGAGAAGCCAGCUGGUGGAGUUGCUGGUCUCGGGGUCCCUGGAGGGCUUUGAGAGUAUUGUGGACCGGCUGCUUUCCCGGGAAGUCCUCUCCUGGGAGGACUAUGAGGGGCUUAGCCUCGUGGGCCAGCCCAUCUCCCACUUGGCCAGGCGCCUCCUGGACACCAUCUGGAAUAAGGGUGCUUGGGGCUGUGAACAACUGACUGCAGCUGUGUGGGAGGCCCAGGCCGACAGCCAGCCCCCCGAGCUUCCCAGCUCCUGGGACCCCCACUCACCCCACCCAGCCCGUGACCUGCAGAGUCAUCGGCCAGCCAUCGUCAGGAGACUCUACGGCCACGUGGAGGGUGUGCUGGACCUGACACAGCAGCGGGGUUUCAUCAGCCAGUAUGAAACUGAUGAAAUCAGGCGGCCCAUCUUCACAUCAUCCCAGCGGGCAAGAAGGCUCCUUGAUCUCGCCACAGUGAAGGCGAAUGGGUUGGCUGCCUUUCUUCUACAGUGUAUUCAGGAAUUACCGGUCCCAUUGGCCCUGCCUUUUGAAGAUGCUGCCUGUAAGAAGUACAUGUCCAAACUGAGGACCGUUAUAUCAGCUCAGUCUCGUUUCCUGAGCACCUAUGAUGGAGCAGAGAAUCUUUGCCUGGAAGAAGUGUAUACAGAGAAUGUUCUGGAAAUCCAGAUGGAGGUGGGCAUGGCUGGACCUUCGCAGCAGAGCCCUACCACCCUAGGCCUGGAGGAGCUCUUCAGCACCCGUGACCAUUUUAACAAAGAGGCAGACACUGUGCUGGUGGUGGGCGAGGCAGGCAGCGGCAAGAGCACACUCUUGCAGCAGCUGCACCUGCUCUGGGCUUCAGGGCGGGCCUUCCAGGAAUUUCUCUUCGUCUUCCCGUUCAGCUGCCGGCAGCUGCAGUGCCUGGUGAAACCACUGUCCGUGCAGACGCUGCUCUUCGAACACUGCUGUUGGCCCGACCUUGGCCCCCAGGAUAUCUUCCAGGUCCUCCUUGACCACCCUGAACGCAUCCUCUUAACCUUCGACGGCUUUGAUGAGUUCAGGUUCAGGUUCACGGAUCGGGAGCGUCACUGCUGUCCGACUGCCCCCACGUCAGUCCAGAGUCUGCUCUUCAACCUUCUGCAGGGCAACCUGCUAAAGAACGCUUGCAAGGUGUUGACCAGCCGUCCAGGCGCGGUAUCAGCGAGCCUCCGAAAGCACGUGCGCACGGAACUCAGUCUCAAGGGCUUCUCGGAAGAGGGCAUCGAACUGUACCUGAGGAAGCGGCAUCGCGAGCCUGGGGUGGCUGACCGCCUCCUCUGCCUGCUCAGAGCCACCUCAGCCCUGCACGGUCUGUGCCACCUGCCAGUCUUCUCCUGGAUGGUGUCCAAAUGCCACGAGGAGCUGUUGCUACAGGGCCGGGGGACCCCAAAGACCACCACGGAUAUGUACCUGCUGAUCUUGCGGCACUUUCUGCUGCACGCUUCCCCCCCACCCUUAGCCACCCAUGGCCCAGGACCCAGCCUGAUUCAGCGCAGGCUCCCCACACUCCUGCACCUUGGCCACCUGGCUCUCUGGGGCCUGGGCACGUGCUGCUACGUGUUCUCAGCCAAACAGCUGCAGGCGGCACACGUCGAUAGUGAGGACCUUUCUCUUGGCUUCCUGGUGCAUGCCAAGAGGGUUGUACCCGGGAGUACAGCCCCCCUGGAAUUUCUGCAUAUCACUUUCCAGUGCUUUUUUGCUGCAUUCUACCUCGCCCUUAGUGCCGACACCCUGCCAUCCUCGCUCAGACAUCUCUUCCAAGGUCACAGGCCUGGAAGCUCGCCGCUGGCCAGGGUGCUGCCCAAAUGGUUCCUGCGGGGCUCCCGAUGCAAAGAGGGCAGUGUGGCUGCUUUGCUGCAGGGGGCCGAGCCACACAACCUCCAGAUCACAGGGGCCUUCCUGGCAGGGCUGUUGUCCCAGGAGCACCGGAGCAUGCUGGCCGAGUGCCAGGGCUCUGAGACGGCCCUGCUCCGGCGCUGGGACUGUGUCCGGCGGUGUCUGACCCGCAGCCUCUGCAAGCACUUCCGCUCCAUCCCACCCGCCGUGCCGGGUGAGGCCAAGAGCAUGCACGCCCUGCCCGGCUUCCUCUGGCUCAUCCGGAGCCUGUACGAGAUGCAGGAGGAGCGGCUGGCGCGGGAGGCUGUGCGCAGGCUGAACGUCGGGCACCUCAAGCUGACCUUCUGCAGUGUGGGCCCGGCCGAGUGUGCCGCCCUGGCCUUCGUGCUGCGCCACCUCCGGCAGCCUGUGGCCCUGCAGCUGGACCACAACUCUGUGGGCGACAUCGGCGUGGAGCAGCUGCUGCCUUGCCUGGGCGUCUGCAAAGCUCUUUACUUGCGAGAUAACAACAUCUCAGACCGAGGCAUCUGCAAGCUGGUUGAACAUGCUCUUCACUCUGAGCAGCUGCAGAAGUUAGCUCUGUUCAACAACAAGUUGGAUUGUACACACUCCAUGGCCAGGCUCCUUGCGUGCAAGCAGAACUUCUUGGCUUUGAGGCUAGGAAACAACCACAUCACGGCCGCGGGAGCCGAGGUGCUCGCCCAGGGUCUCAGAACUAACAACUCCUUGCAGUUUUUGGGGUUCUGGGGCAACCAGGUGGGUGACGAGGGGGCCCAGGCCUUGGCUGCAGCUUUGGGUGAUCACCAGAGCUUGAGGUGGCUCAGCCUGGUGGGGAACAACAUUGGCAGCAUGGGUGCUCAAGCCUUAGCAUUGAUGUUGGAAAAGAAUAUGGCCCUGGAAGAACUCUGCCUGGAGGAGAACCACGUCCAGGAUGAAGGUGUAUGUUUCCUCGCCAAAGGACUUGCAAGAAACUCAAGUUUGAAAGUCCUGAAGCUGUCUAACAACCACAUCACCUCCCUUGGGGCAGAGGCCCUCCUGUGGGCCCUUGAAAAGAAUGACACCAUUCUGGAAGUCUGGCUCCGAGGAAACACUUUCUCUCCAGAGGAAACCGAGAAACUCAGCCACCAGGAUACCAGACUCUUGCUCUGA
Capra hircus (goat) is the source of this 3036-nucleotide messenger RNA. It is a transcript of the gene NOD2, whose product is annotated as nucleotide binding oligomerization domain containing 2. Lineage: Eukaryota; Metazoa; Chordata; Mammalia; Artiodactyla; Bovidae. The record is from RefSeq and is marked provisional. Gene Ontology annotation, molecular function: protein binding. Gene Ontology annotation, biological process: regulation of apoptotic process.